Molecule: messenger RNA, 1291 nt
Organism: Trichosurus vulpecula (common brushtail)
Lineage: Eukaryota; Metazoa; Chordata; Mammalia; Diprotodontia; Phalangeridae
Gene: MSTN
Product: myostatin
Exons: 3
Coding region: 110-1291 (393 amino acids)
Biological process (GO): SMAD protein signal transduction
Cellular component (GO): extracellular region
Molecular function (GO): growth factor activity; cytokine activity
Source: RefSeq, a predicted model, not a curated record
CAUCAAAGUUGGAAUAUAAAAAGCCACUUGGAAUACAGUAUAAAAGAUUCACUGGUGUGGCACGUUGUCUCUCAGCCGUUACAUGCAUUAAAAAUUGGCUUGGUGUUACAUGCAUAGACGAGCAAAGAAAAAAAGGGGGGAAGACCAUAUCGAUUGCAAGAUCAUGCAAAAAUUACAAAUCUAUGUUUAUAUUUACCUGUUUAUGCUGAUUGUAGCUGGUCCCGUGGAUCUCAAUGAGAGCAGCGAGCAAAAAGAGAAUGUGGAUAAAGAUGGACUAUGUAAUGCAUGUACAUGGAGACAAAACACCAAAUCUUCAAGAAUAGAAGCCAUCAAAAUUCAAAUCCUCAGUAAACUUCGGCUAGAAACAGCUCCUAAUAUUAGCAGGGAUGCUAUAAAACAACUUUUACCCAAAGCUCCUCCACUCCGGGAAUUGAUUGAUCAGUAUGAUGUCCAGAGAGAUGACAGCAGUGAUGGUUCUUUGGAAGAUGAUGAUUAUCAUGCUACAACUGAAACAAUUAUUACUAUGCCUACGGAGUCUGAUUUUCCAGUGCAAGUGGAAGGAAAACCCAAAUGUUGCUUCUUUAAAUUUAGCUCUAAAAUACAGUACAAUAAAGUAGUAAAGGCUCAACUGUGGAUAUAUCUGAGGCCUGUCAAGAAAUCUACAACAGUGUUUGUGCAAAUCCUGAGACUCAUCAAACCCAUGAAAGAUGGUACAAGAUAUACUGGAAUUCGAUCUCUGAAACUUGACAUGAACCCGGGCACUGGUAUUUGGCAGAGUAUCGAUGUGAAGACAGUAUUGCAAAAUUGGCUCAAACAACCUGAAUCCAACUUAGGCCUUGAAAUCAAAGCUUUAGAUGAGAAUGGUCAUGAUCUUGCAGUCACCUUCCCAGGAGUAGGUGAAGAUGGAUUGAACCCCUUUUUAGAGGUCAGAGUUACAGACACACCAAAAAGAUCUAGAAGAGAUUUUGGUCUUGAUUGUGAUGAACACUCAACAGAAUCUCGAUGCUGCCGUUACCCACUAACAGUAGAUUUUGAAGCUUUUGGAUGGGACUGGAUUAUUGCACCCAAAAGAUAUAAGGCUAACUACUGCUCUGGAGAAUGUGAAUUUGUAUUUCUACAAAAAUAUCCUCACACUCAUCUUGUUCACCAAGCAAAUCCUAGAGGUUCAGCAGGACCCUGCUGUACUCCUACUAAGAUGUCCCCAAUAAAUAUGUUAUAUUUUAAUGGAAAAGAACAAAUAAUAUAUGGAAAAAUUCCAGCCAUGGUAGUAGAUCGAUGUGGGUGCUCAUGA